CACAUUCCUGGGCGUCUCGUCACUUCCCCUGCGCUGGCGAGCCGAGCGAACUCACUGAGCAACGCGGCCGGGCUAUGACCCGAGAGGCGCUGCUGCUGCUGGUGCUGGGGGCGCUGGGGGCGCCGCUCGCCCCGGGCGUCCGCGGCACGGAGGCGGAGGGCCGGCUCCGCGAGAAACUCUUCUCUGGCUAUGACAGCUCGGUGCGGCCGGCGCGGGAGGUGGGGGACCGUGUCGGGGUCAGCAUUGGCCUCACCCUGGCGCAACUCAUCAGCCUGAACGAGAAGGAUGAGGAGAUGAGCACAAAGGUGUACUUAGACCUGCCCCCGACAGCCCCUCAGCCUCUGCUCCCACAGGAGUGGACUGACUACAGGCUGAGCUGGGACCCCGCGCAGCACGAGGGCAUCGAUUCACUCCGCAUCACGGCCGAAUCCGUGUGGCUUCCGGACAUUGUGCUCCUGAACAACAAUGACGGGAAUUUUGAUGUUGCCCUGGACGUGAACGUCGUGGUGUCUUCCAAUGGUUCCGUGCGCUGGCAGCCUCCAGGACUCUACCGUAGCAGCUGCAGCAUCCAGGUCACCUACUUCCCGUUCGACUGGCAGAACUGCACCAUGGUGUUCAGCUCCUACGGCUAUGACAGCUCAGAGGUCAGCCUGCGGACCGGCUUGGGUCCCGACAAGCAGGAGCGGCAGGAAGUGCACAUUCAUGAGGGGACCUUCAUUGAGAAUGGCCAAUGGGAAAUUAUCCACAAGCCUUCUCGGCUAAUCCAGCCUCCCACAGAUCCUAAGGGAGGCUGGGAAGGACAGCGUGAAGAAGUCACUUUCUACCUCAUCAUUCGCCGGAAGCCUCUCUUCUACCUGGUCAACGUCAUUGCCCCAUGCAUCCUCAUCACUCUUCUGGCCAUCUUCGUCUUCUACCUGCCACCAGAUGCAGGAGAGAAGAUGGGGCUCUCGAUCUUUGCCCUGUUGACCCUUACCGUGUUCCUGUUGCUGCUGGCAGACAAAGUUCCUGAGACUUCCCUAUCUGUCCCCAUCAUUAUCAAGUACCUCAUGUUUACCAUGGUCCUCGUCACUUUCUCCGUCAUCCUCAGCGUCGUUGUCCUCAACUUGCAUCAUCGCUCACCGCACACCCACCAAAUGCCCGCUUGGGUCCGCCAGAUCUUCAUCCACAAACUCCCUCUGUACCUGGGUCUGAAGAGGCCCAAACCCGAGAGAGACCUGAUGCCGGAGCCACCUCCUGUGGCCCUCCGGGAUUCUCCAGGAAGUGGCUGGGGUCGGGGAACAGAUGAAUAUUUCAUCCGGAAGCCACCGAACGAUUUUCUCUUCCCCAAACCCAACAGGUUCCAGCCUGAGCUGUCUGCCCCGGACCUGCGGCGACUUAUCGACGGUCCGACCCGGACUGUGGGCCUGCCUCCCGAGCUACGGGAGGUCGUUUCCUCGAUCGGCUACAUCGCCCGCCAGCUGCAGGAACAGGAGGACCACGACGCGCUGAAGGAAGACUGGCAGUUUGUGGCCAUGGUAGUGGAUCGCCUUUUCCUGUGGACCUUCAUCAUCUUCACGAGCGUUGGGACCCUCGUCAUCUUCCUGGACGCCUCGUACCACUUGCCCCCCGCCGACCCCUUUCCUUGAGGACAGAGGGCCAAGACGCGAGUCCUCGGCUAGCUGAGCUGAGAGAGGGCAGUACUCCCAAGCUGAGAGCGGGCAGUACUGCCCCUUUCUCCCUCUCAACUCCACUAGGAAUCCAGGCUUCGCAUAUCAUUGCCUCUCUAGGGAGAGCGCCCAAGGGGGACGGGGUGGAAUGAAGCCUUGGGCCCCAACAGAAAUGCACUAUCAGUUUAUUUAUUUGGUUUCUUGUAGAAGUUUCUUUGGAUAUCAACGCUAGGUUGCUGGGAAAAUGGAACAAAGAAUGAGAAGUAGAUUGUACGCUCUAGGAGGGCAGGGACUGUGUCUUGUUCGCUGUAAUAUCUCCAGCACCUGGCACUGGGCCUGACCUAUGGGAUAGUAGGUGCUUCACAGUCGUUGAGUGAUUAAGGAUUUUUCUUUCCUGGAAGGAAGUACACCAGUUAUUAUCAGUGCUUAUGUUUGUAUGUUGAGACUAGUGUCAUUCUCUUUGUUUUUACUUUUCCGUAAUUUAUUGUUUUGUAGUAAGUGAAAGGAUGCAUUUGAGGGGAGAAAAGAGCACUUUAAAAAACUUCAUUCAGGUUCCAGCUUUGGUGCUCAAACUUUAGAUAGGUACUAAAUUGCUCUGGGCCUGAGAUUCCAGGACUGUAAAAUGGAGCUAAGAAUAGUAUCUGUCCCCAAGUCUGACGGUCAUAUGAGACGGGAGCUCUACCCAGUACACAUCAGAGGUUGCAAACUGAUGUGUUUGUGUGACCAGUGUUGUUGACCUGCACAAUUUUUAGUGUGAGUUAGCUACUUUAAAAAUUCGGAUAUUGCACAGAGAAGUUUGUAUUUCUGGCUUCUCUCGAGGAAAAAAAAAUUAAAACUGGUAACACCAGACCCGAUUCCCCUGUUGGCAGCAAUCUGCUAGGGCCAUUUGAGUGUGGCUGCCCACCCUGGUCAAGGUAUUUGUUCCAGAAUUCCUCAAACCAGCCCCCCACCCCCACCCCCACCCCGCCCUGCCCAGUGGACCAGCUUGGCUUGUUUUACCUGCCCAUCCCUCCAAAACAUUAGACAAAAUUAAGGGGAGGGGCAUGGUGAUAAGCAGUUGAAGACAAUGAGAGGCCAGGAGUAGAAAAAGAAAAGGUGGUCGUAUCUCACGACCAUCCCUCAUUUUAUGCCCACUGCUUUUCGAUUUGGAGAACGAGUGGUGCCAGGUGUAGCGGACAGUAGGAUCCUGUGCCCAGCAGGCUGUGCGAACUGGGCUGAGUUAAUGUGUCUGCCUGGAGGUCAGACCAAAGUCAGCUCGAGCACUAGCGACUGCAGCCAUUACAGGGAGGUGCGUGGGGUCCCCAAGCCCUCAACCUCCUCGGCAGCUGGAGGCUGUGCUCUCAGGGAUCAUCCAGCCAGCUCCCAAGGGGGGACAAGGAAAGCACAUCUCCGUCCAGCCCGCUGCCAGCCCCGCAAAGAACUGCACUUGGCAUCUCACUGCGGAGCACAGUUUGUCUGUCUUGUUGGUUUAUUGGCCUAGAGAGUUGGACACACACACAGAUGCGGAGAUAAAUAUUGGUCAGUUUCUCUAAAUCUGGGUCCUCACUACAUAUAGAACUACAGUCUGUAGGAUUCUAAACCUUGCGUGCUGUGGCACAGAGCCAGUGGCCUUUCCACUCCACCAUCACCCUUUUCCCCAGGGAGCACCGGGAAAGAGGGCACAAACUGACAAGACUUGAAUCAUUUUCCAAAGACGAAAUUGCAAAAUCCCAAAUUUCCAAUGUCUGAAAUUCACAAUAUUAAGUUCCCCAGCUCGGA
This is a messenger RNA of Mustela erminea (ermine), 3404 nucleotides long. It is a transcript of the gene CHRNB1, whose product is annotated as cholinergic receptor nicotinic beta 1 subunit. Gene Ontology annotation, cellular component: synapse; neuron projection; postsynaptic membrane. The record is from RefSeq and is a predicted model, not a curated record. The transcript is spliced from 11 exons. The coding region runs from base 75 to 1625 and encodes 516 amino acids. Gene Ontology annotation, molecular function: acetylcholine-gated monoatomic cation-selective channel activity; transmembrane signaling receptor activity. Gene Ontology annotation, biological process: nervous system process; signal transduction; chemical synaptic transmission. NCBI's taxonomy places the organism in Eukaryota, Metazoa, Chordata, Mammalia, Carnivora, Mustelidae.